AUGAAGUAUAUGAAGCUUGGAUCAAAGCCGGAUGUCUUUCAGACAGAGGGCAGCAAUAUCAGGUUUGUUGCGACAGAGCUGGCAACAGACAUUGUUAUAUCCAUUGGGGAUGUCAAGUUUUAUCUUCACAAGUUCCCUCUUCUAUCAAAGAGUUCACGCCUACAAAGGUUAGUUGCUUCAAGCAAUGAGGAGAAAAAUGAUGAAGUGGAUAUCUCUGACAUCCCUGGUGGACCUUCAGCAUUUGAAAUAUGUGCUAAGUUCUGCUAUGGCAUGAUUGUAACACUCAAUGCAUAUAAUGUCCUCGCUGCCCGCUGUGCAGCUGAGUACCUAGAAAUGUUUGAGACCAUUGACAAAGGAAACCUCAUAUACAAGAUUGAUGUGUUUCUGACAUCAAGCGUAUUUCGCACCUGGAAGGACUCGAUCAUAGUUUUACAGACCACAAAGUCACUGCUACCUUGGUGUGAAAAUUUGAAGGUAAUCAACCACUGCAUUGACUCUAUCGUGUUGAAGGCGUCAAUUGAUCCAUCAGAGGUUGAAUGGUCAUACACUUACAACAGAAAGAAACUCCCAUCUGAGAAUGGUAUUGAUUCACAUUGGAAUGGUGUCAGGAAGCAACCUAUGGUCCCUAGUGACUGGUGGGUUGAGGACCUUUGUGAGCUUGAAGUGGAUUUGUACAAGCGGGUGAUCAUGACCAUCAAGGCAAAGGGAAGCACACCAGCUGUUGUCAUCGGAGAAGCAUUGAGGGCCUACGCAUACCGACGCCUGCUUGGCUCCCUUGAAGAUGCUGUGAGCAAUGGAGUUGAUUGCACAAAACGUCGUGCAGCUCUUGAUGCUAUUAUAUUUCUCUUGCCCGCUGAGGAAGGCUCAGUGUCAUGUGGUUUUCUUCUUAAGCUGCUAAGAGCUGCAUGUUUGCUGGAAUCUGGGGAGUCCCAUCGCAUUAACUUGAUCAAGAGAAUAGGCACACAAUUGGAUGGUGCUUCAGUUUCAGACCUUCUUAUACCACCAAAUACUGAUGAAAACAAUAUAUACAGCAUAGACCUGAUCAUGGCAAUAGUGGAGGAAUUCAUGUUACAGAAUAGUGAUAGUGUUAAGGAAAAGAUUCAAGAUGAUGAAGAAAUCGUGGAGAUUGAGAAUGCGACAUCUGUUUCCAGCACGUCAAAACUGGCAGUUGCAAAGCUGAUCGAUGGAUAUCUUGCUGAGAUUGCCAAAGAUCCCAACCUUCCUCUUCCAAAGUUGAUCGCACUUGCUGAAAUGGUGUCUUCUCUACCCCGGCCAUCACAUGACGGGCUCUAUCGUGCCAUUGACAUGUAUCUGAAGGAGCACCCCAGCCUAUCAAAGAGCGAAAAGAAGAAAUUAUGUGGACUGAUGGACUGCAAGCAGCUGUCACAGGAUGCGUGCAUGCACGCCGUGCAGAAUGAGCGUCUCCCCUUACGCGUGGUUGUGCAAGUUCUCUUCUUCGAGCAAGUCCGGGCAUCAAUUGCUUCUGCAAGGAGCGACCCUUCAUCUGAGCUCCCAUCUGCUGUUCGCUCGCUUCUUCCCAGAGAGAAUGGCAACUCUAUUGGCAGCUCCAGGUCAGCUGCGACAACGACAACGGAGGAGGAAUGUGGGGUCCCGACAUCGAGUGACAUCAACUCUUUGAGGUCAAUGAGGCUCGCCAACAACAGCGGUGGAAGCGAGAGGAGCAGUGGCAGCAGUGACAUCAACAAGAACAGCGAUGACAAGAGCGCCGCAGGGAAAGCAAAGGGGAUGCUGAUGCCGAAGAAGAUACUGAGCAAGCUCUGGUCUGGGAAAACAAAUGCCGGUGAGAACAGCAGCUCAGACACGUCGGAGAGCCCUGGGUCCGUGAACCCAGAGGAGGCGAAGUCCACGCAGUCACGGAUCACAAGGCGCUCAGUAUCCUAG
Messenger RNA from Miscanthus lutarioriparius, 1902 nucleotides. The record is from the annotation of a GenBank genome assembly. Lineage: Eukaryota; Viridiplantae; Streptophyta; Magnoliopsida; Poales; Poaceae.